Dracunculus medinensis (Guinea worm) is the source of this 909-nucleotide messenger RNA. The record is from the annotation of a GenBank genome assembly. NCBI's taxonomy places the organism in Eukaryota, Metazoa, Nematoda, Chromadorea, Rhabditida, Dracunculidae.
AUGAAUUCGCAAAUUGAUAAUUCUGACGUCGAUCUCGAAACGGUGGCAGGCAAUGUUGCUGAUUCUUUGACGCGAAUUUUUCUUCUAACACCUCGACCUGAGGUUCGGCUAAAAGCUUAUUCAUUAUUGGGCGUCACUAAUAGCAGGGAUUUCGCACUUGAAGUCGAACGUCGUAUUAAUAAUUUUUUAAAAAUCUCCAGCAAAGGACAUGAUCGUCGGAUCUUGAUACGCAAAAUGUUGUCGGAGUACUUUUUGGAUCAUUUGGUGAAAGAUUUUAAUCUAACCUCAGCGCAGCAGAUGAUUUCUUAUGAAUUCUCAUCAUCCGAUUUGGACGAUUUCUCAACCGGUUCAUUCAGUGAGCCGGCUUUCUCAGAUUGGUCAUCCGAUUGGUCCCUUUCCUCAUAUCCCACUAAAAGAAAAGGCGCAAAAUCGCGAAAAAAGUGUGAGAAUAUAAGUGGAAUAUGUAAAGAAUACGAUUCUUUUUCAAAUUCAGAUGGCAAAGUACCAGCGCAAGAUAUGUUAGUGGAUAAUGAAUAUAUCCAAUCGAAAGAAUACGUAGUUUCGAAUCAAUCAGAAUCGCUUAUGGAGGAAUUUUCUCAAGAUGAAGAAAUUGAUGUAACAAAUAUAUUGCGAGAUUUAGUAGAAAAUUACUGUGUGAUUCAGCGAUAUGCGCCAAGUGAAAAUGGAACCGUUCUUGGAGUUGCGGGUUGUACAAAUAGCGGCAAAACGACUUUUGCCGAAACUUUAGUUGAAAUGUUAAUCAAUGAUGGCAAGAAAGCAGUUAGAAUAAGUCAAGAUGCUUUCUUCAAACCUAUGGACGAAGUAGAAAGAUUGCUAGAUGAAGAAGAUUCUUCAAUUUCGUAUUAUAAUUACGAUAGAAAAGAAUCAGUAAACAAUUUUCGCAUUUGA